Messenger RNA from Leucoraja erinaceus (little skate), 2844 nucleotides. RefSeq names its product S-arrestin-like. Bases 1699 to 2844 code for a protein of 381 amino acids. The transcript has 13 exons. The record is from RefSeq and is a predicted model, not a curated record. Lineage: Eukaryota; Metazoa; Chordata; Chondrichthyes; Rajiformes; Rajidae. Gene Ontology annotation, biological process: signal transduction; G protein-coupled receptor internalization. Gene Ontology annotation, cellular component: photoreceptor outer segment; photoreceptor inner segment. Gene Ontology annotation, molecular function: G protein-coupled receptor binding.
CAAAAAUUGCUUCUGCAUGUUGCCUCCAGUUUAUUCAGUAAUCACAAACAGUACCCGAGGUCAGGAUCGAACCCGAGUGUCUGGUGCUGAGAGGCAGCAGCUCUACCAACUGCACCACUGUGCAUACUCUCCCUGUGGUUGUGUGGGUUUCCUCCAGCUGCUCGAGUUUGCUCUCACAUCCCAAAGAUAUGCAGGUUUGUAGGUUAAUUGGCCUCUGUAAAAUGCCUCUUGUUUGUAGAGAGUGGAUGAGAAAGUAGGAUAACAAAGAACUUUGGGUAAAUGGAUAAUUGGUGUGGACUCGGUGGGAUGAAGAGCCUAUUUCCUCGGUGGGCUGAAGGACUAUAUCUCUCUCCCCACCAUAAAUAUCCAUCCUCUGAUUAUUGACCACACUGCUACUGCAAUUAUUCAUUCUCUCAAAACCCAUCAAAGUUUUGAAUAAUACAAUUUAACCAAUUUUUAAUUCUCUUCCAAGUGCAAUAACUUUUCUUCAGUCGUUUGGCACCUGAAGGCUCCUAACCCUGGUGACCUUCUAAUAAAUCUCCGCAUCUUUUAAAUUUAAGUGCCUAAAAUUGGUGAUAGAAUUUGAGCUGGGGCCUAUUCAAUAAUUUUUACGUUUUUGCAAAACCUUUUUGUAUUUGUAUUCUAAAGUUAUUGUUUCUUCAAUGUGGCCUGCCUCCUCCUAAAGCAUACACACCCAGUCGUUUUGUUCUUAGAUGCACUCAAAAUGUUAACUUCUAUAUCUUUCUCAUUUUUCAACCAUAAUUAUGUGUGUUAACUUUAUGUUAGUUACUCCACUUGUUUUGAAUUAACACAAAUGUUUUGAAUUAAUAUUUCAACGCCAAUCAUCAAUAGCCAUACGGAAUGUAUAUGAUUCACUGUAUCACCCAGUCCCAGAAUGUGUUACCCACUCCCAAAUUGUAAAAGGACAGAUUUUGAUCCACUUGUAUCAUUCAAUCCUAGAGUGUGAAAGGAUGUUGUUUGUUCUUUUAUAACUCAUAGUGACAUGACAUGCCAAGAUUAAUCAAUAAAUGUAAAUAUGUACAUAGCUGCCUACAAUAAGUAUACCUGGAUACAAAGACUCAUUUGUUUCUGAAAUAUUUUUUGAGGAUAAUCAUUGCCUCAUGUGUGGCCGCCUGUGAAUUAAUUAUAUCAUUACUUAAUGUAGUUUAGUUUAGAGAUGCAGCGCAGAAAUACUUGGGUUUAGUUCAGAGAUACAGCACAGAAUCAGGCCCUUUGGGUCACCGAGUCUGCACCAACCAGCAUUCCCUGCACAUUAACACUACCCUACACACGCAAGGGCAAUUUAUCUACAUUUAUACCAAGCCAAUUAAACGACAAACCUGUUCAUCUUUGGAUUGUGGGUGAAAAACUAAGAUCUCGGUGAAAACCCACGCAGGUCAUGGGGAGAACGUGCAGGCAAGCACCUGUAGUCUGGAUCGAACCCGGGUCGCUAGCUCUAUAAGCGCGAUGGCUCUACCGCUAUGCCAUUGUGUCGCACAAAUAUUUCUCGGCCAAUGUGGGGCUCGAACUCACGACCUUGUGAUUAUAAGCCUCGCACUCUAUCGACUGAGCUAGCCGGGCACUUAAUUAUUAUUCACAAGAUACAGUGCUUUGAUACAUCCAGUCGAGCAACUCUCUUGUCUUUUGUCUUCUCAGCAUCCCAGAUCCUGCAACGAAAUACCACCCAUUGUAGAAAGAAUGAGUGCUGACGGCAAGAAUUCCAAAAAGCAUGUUGUCUAUAAAAAAGUGUCUCGUGACAAAUCGGUUGCUGCCUACUUGAGCAAAAGAGAUUUUGUGGACCAUGGCAGCCAUAUUGACCCUGUGGUCUUCACUAUUAUUGCCUCCCCAGUUUAUUGCAGACUGAAAUGUACUUUCCAUUAUGGACCAGAGGACCUUGAGAUGAUCGGACAGGCUUUUAAUAGGGACCUGUAUGUGUCUACAGUCCAGGUGUACCCUCAAACAGGCGAGGAAUUGAAAUCACUAACCAAGCUGCAGGAACGCUUGAUGAAGAAGAUUGGAGACGAAGCUUUGCCUUUCUCUUUUCAGUUCCCAAAUUAUCUGCCCUGCUCUGUUUGUCUUCAGCCUGGUGCCAAUGAGCCAGACAAGUAUUGUUCCGUCAAUUUUGAGAUAAUAGCGUUCUGCGUGAACAAUCUCGAGGAAAAGAUCCAUAAAAGAAGUUCUGUGCGCAUGGCUAUCCGUAAAGUGCAGUAUGCUCCAGAUCACGCCGGCCCACUGCCAAGUGCUCACAUCAGCAAGCAUUUCCUUAUGUCCGACCAGCCUCUUCAGCUGAUGGCAUCCCUGAAUAAAGAGAUAUAUUACCAUGGGGAUCCCAUCAGCAUCAAUGUUCAAGUGACAAAUAACUCCAGCAAACAUGUGAAGAGCAUCAAAGUUACAGUUGAACAAACAACCACUGUGGUGCUGUACUCGAAUGAUAAAUACACAGAGGUGGUUGCUGAGGAGGAUGCAAAUGAUCAGAUUGCCGCAGGCUCCACAUUCUCAAAGACCUAUGUGCUUUUGCCCACAAUGGCCAACAACCGAGGCAAACAUGGAAUCGCGCUGGAUGGGAAAACCAAACUGGAGGACAGCAACCUGGCUUCUUCCACCAUCUUAAAGGAAGGAAGUGAUCGAGAAGUUCAAGGGAUGUUGGUGUCUUACUCCAUGAAAGUCAGUUUGCUGAUCCCAGGCAUGUUGGGUGACAUUUCUUCCAGUGAUGCCACUGUGGAAAUACCCUUUCUGCUCAUGCAUGCCAAACCUGGUGGAAAUCCAGAAGAUGAUGACAUUGCCAUUGAAGAAGCUGGAGGACUGUCACCUCAGGGGACAGUGGACGUGGAGGAUGAUGAGUGA